Messenger RNA from Populus nigra (black poplar), 4883 nucleotides. RefSeq names its product ABC transporter C family member 12-like. Gene Ontology annotation, cellular component: membrane. Gene Ontology annotation, biological process: transmembrane transport. The transcript has 23 exons. Gene Ontology annotation, molecular function: ABC-type transporter activity; ATP binding; ATP hydrolysis activity. The coding region runs from base 169 to 4419 and encodes 1416 amino acids. The record is from RefSeq and is a predicted model, not a curated record. NCBI's taxonomy places the organism in Eukaryota, Viridiplantae, Streptophyta, Magnoliopsida, Malpighiales, Salicaceae.
ACUGAUAUAGGUAAUGAUCGCUAUCGUUGAUUUUCGUUCUCCUUAAUUGUCUUUUGUAAUUGCAUGAAAAACUCCACACUCCUAGUCCUAAAGUUCAAUGAAAAACUCAAGUAUCUUUGAUUCUUCAAAAUACCUACAGUAGCAUCUGAACCAGGGCGGUGGGGAAAGAUGGGUUUGGAGGCAUUGGUUUGGUAUUGUCGACCUGUGCCAAAUGGGGUUUGGGCAACAACAGUGGAUAAUGCAUUUGGUGCAUACACACCCUGUGUUGUUGACUCCCUAGUCAUUUGCAUUUCUCAUCUGGUUCUUCUUGGCCUUUGUUUGUAUCGAAUAUGGUUGAUUACUGACAAAAAUUCCAAAGCUCAACACUAUUGUCUCAGGACAAAUUACUAUAAUUACUUGUUGGGAUUGCUGGCUGCUUUUUGCACAGUCCAGCCUUUAUUCAGGUUGUUUAUGAAUGUUUCAAUCUUCAAUCUGGAUGGGCAGACUGCUCUCGCUCCCUUUGAGAUGGUCUCCUUGAUUGUUGAGGCCCUUUCCUGGUGCUCCACUCUUAUUAUGAUUGGUUUGGAAACAAGAAUAUACACUCAACAGUUUCGAUGGUAUGUGCGGUUUGGAGUCAUUUAUGUGUUGGUAGGGGAAGCGGCAAUGCUCAAUCUCAUUCUGUCACUUGACAAAUUUCUUAAUCAUUCCCAAAUAUUACACACACCUCAAUUAUAUCUUGCUGUGUGGUUACUUUUGUUGCAGGUUUUGUUUGGGAUACUUCUACUUGUUCAUAUUCCCAAUUUGGAUCCUUGUUCAGAUUAUGUUAUGAUGGAACCUGAGUCUCCUGAUAAUAGUGCAUAUGAAGCACUUCCUGGAAGACAGCAAAUAUGUCCCGAGAGGAAUGCCAACUUAUUUUCUAGAAUAUUUUAUUGGUGGCUGACUCCACUCAUGAAGCAAGCCCAUAAAAGACCUAUUAGUGAAAAGGAUGUUUGGAAGCUAGACAUAUGGGACCAGACUGAGACAUUGAUGAACAAGUUCCAGACUUGUUGGGUUGAAGAAUCUCAAAGGCCAAAGCCAUGUCUUUUAAGAGCACUAAACAAUAGUCUGGGGGGAAGGUUUUGGUUAGGAGGAUUUUUUAAGAUUGGCUAUGAUCUUUCUGAAUUUGUGGGACCUGUUGUAUUGAGCCACCUCCUGCAGGUUCAUUCCUUUAUUGGCAUUAACUUAUUCUAUGUAAUGUUCUGUUUUGCUGUUAGGCUAGAAUCUUCUUUAAUGGCCCUUUGGUUUGCCAUUGGUCAAAUAUCAUUUGGGAAGGCAAUCUUGUUGAACAGAAUGACACAACUAACUAAGGAAGGAUUGCAGAGGACAGACAAAAGAGUCAGCCUCAUGAAUGAAAUCUUGGCUGCCAUGGACACUGUGAAAUGUUAUGCAUGGGAGAAGAGCUUUCAAUUUAGGGUUCAAAGUGUGCGGAAUGAUGAGCUGUCCUUGUUUCGCAGUGCCCAAUUACUAUUUGCUUUCAACAGUUUUAUGGUGAAUAGCAUUCCAGUUGUUGUGACACUUGUUUCAUUCAGCACAUUCACCUUGCUUGGUGGAGACCUGACCCCUGCAAAGGCUUUUACAUCACUUUCUUUGUUUCAAGUGUUAAGAUACCCUCUAAACAUGCUUCCUAACUUACUGAGCCAGGUUGUAAAUGCAAAUAUAUCAUUGCAACGCUUGGAGGAACUGUUUCUAGCUGAAGAGAGAAUUUUAGCACCAAAUCCACCUCUUGAACCAGGAAUUCCAGCUAUCUCAAUUGAAAAUGGGAACUUUUCAUGGGAUUUAAAGCUAGAAAAUCCAACAUUGACAAAUAUCAAAUUAAACAUACAAGCUGGCAGCUUAAUUGCAAUCGUUGGUGGGACUGGAGAAGGAAAAACAUCACUUAUAUCAGCAAUGCUUGGAGAGCUGCCUCCUAUGGAAGAUGCAAGUGUUGUUAUAAGAGGGACUGUUGCAUAUGCUCCUCAAGUUCCAUGGAUCUUCAAUGCCACAGUUCGUGACAACAUAUUAUUUGGGUCAAAAUAUGAACCUUCACGAUAUGGGAAAGCUAUUGAUGUAACUGCAUUACAACAUGAUCUUGACUUAUUUACAGGCCAUGACCUCACUGAGAUAGGUGAAAGAGGAGUCAAUAUUAGUGGUGGGCAGAAGCAAAGAAUUUCCAUGGCCAGGGCUUUCUACUCCAAUUCAGAUAUAUACAUUUUCGAUGACCCUUUAAGUGCUUUAGAUGCUCAUGUUGCCCGACAGGUCUUUAACAGUUGUAUUAAAGAAGGGUUGCAAGGAAAAACCAGGGUUCUUGUGACAAACCAGCUACAUUUCCUUCCACAAGUGGAAAAAAUUAUUUUUCUCAGUGAAGGUAUGAUUAAAGAGGAGGGAACCUUCGAGGAACUCUUUAAAAACAGCGAACUAUUCCAGAAGCUGAUGGAAAAUGCAGGGAAAAUGGAAGAGCAAGUGAAAGAAAAAGAGAACAGUGACAAUUUGGACCACAAAAGCUCAAAAGCAGAAACUAAUUGGGAAAAUGAGUUGCCACAAAAGGCAGGCUAUACAAUGAAAGGGAAAGAAGGGAAGUCUAUUCUCAUCAAGCAAGAAGAACGAGAAAGAGGUGUUGUCAGUUGGAAUGUUUUGAUAAGGUACAACAACGCAUUAGGAGGUGUAUGGGUGGUUUCAAUACUUUUUCUGUGCUACUUAUUAACUGAAGGUUUUCGAGUUUCAAGAAGUACAUGGUUGAGUUUUUGGACAAAUCAAAGCACUUUGGAGAGUUAUAGGCCAGGAUACUUCAUUUUCGUGUAUGGACUUCUAUCAUUUGGUCAGGUGACUGUGACACUAGUAAACUCUUAUUGGUUAAUCAGUUCAAGUCUUUAUGCGUCCAAAAGACUUCAUGAUGCCAUGCUAGAUUCCAUCCUACGGGCUCCAAUGCUAUUCUUCCACACCAACCCAACUAGGAGGAUAAUCAAUAGGUUUGCGAAGGAUGUAGGUGAAAUAGAUCGUAAUGUUGCCAAUUUUGCCAACAAUUUUCUAAACCUAGCUUGGCAGUUACUUUCAACUUUUGUGCUGAUAGGCACUGUGAGCACAAUAUCAUUGUGGGCCAUAAUGCCACUUCUGAUCUUAUUUUAUUCAGCCUAUCUAUAUUAUCAGAAUACAUCCCGUGAAGUGAAACGUCUGGAUUCCAUCACCAGGUCUCCAGUUUAUGCACAGUUUGGAGAAGCAUUAAAUGGUUUGUCAAGUAUUCGUGCUUAUAAAGCAUAUGAUUGGAUGUCCAUCAUCAAUGGGAAGUAUAUGGACAAUAAUAUUAGAUUUAGUCUUGUAACUAUUAGUUCAGAUGGUUGGCUUGCCAUAAGGUUGGUAACUUUAGGAGGGAUGAUGAUUUGGUUGAUAGCGUCAUUUUCAGUUUUGGGGAAUGGAAGAACUGAAAAUCAUGUGGGAUUUGCAUCUAUAAUGGGUCUACUUCUUAGUUACACUUCGAACAUCACUGAUUUGUUGAGUAAUGUUCUAAGACAAGCUAGUAAAGCUGAAAAUAGCUUAAACUCUGUUGAGCGUGUUUCCACGUAUAUAGAUUUACCCUCCGAAGCUCCAGCCAUAGACAAGAACAAUCGUCCUCCUCCUUCUUGGCCUUUGUCAGGAUUAAUUAAAUUUACGGAUGUUGUUCUACGUUACAGGCCCGAGCUUCCUCCAGUCUUACAUGGUUUGUCCUUUGCAGUCUCACCUACUGAAAAGCUAGGAAUAGUCGGAAGAACUGGAGCUGGGAAAUCUAGCAUGUUAAAUGCAUUGUUCCGUAUCGUAGAACUGGAAAGAGGAGAAAUCACCAUUGAUGGUUGUGAUAUUACUAAGUUCGGACUGACAGAUUUGAGGAGAGCUCUCAGUAUCAUACCACAAUCACCAGUUCUCUUUUCAGGGACUGUGCGAUUUAAUCUUGAUCCAUUCAGUGAACACAAUGAUGCUGACCUAUGGGAGGCUUUAGAGAGGGCACAUUUGAAGGAUGCUGUUAGAAAUAGUUCUUUUGGUCUGGAUGCUCAGGUUUAUGAGGGAGGGGAGAGUUUUAGUGUUGGACAGAGGCAACUACUAAGUCUCGCUCGAGCGCUGCUGCGAAGAUCUAAGAUUCUUGUUCUUGAUGAAGCUACUUCUUCUGUUGAUGUUAGAAUUGAUGCUCUUAUCCAGAAAACCAUCCGAGAAGAAUUCAGAUCCUGCACAAUGCUAAUUAUCGCUCAUAGACUAAAUACCAUUAUUGACUGUGACAGAAUUCUUGUGCUUGAGGCUGGUCAGGUUUUAGAACAUUCUACCCCAGAGGAACUGCUAUCAAACGAAGGAAGCGCAUUCUCUAGGAUGGUUCAAAGUACAGGACCAGCAAAUGCACAGUACUUGCAUAGCCUGGUGUUUGAAAGCAAAGAGAACAAGUUAAUGUUUAUACAUUCCUGAUAAUGUCAAACAAUCUUACUUCUUAGCUAAAGAAAAGAUUUUACUCCUUCCCAAGUUGAUGUUUUUGGGCCAAUAAAACUAUUAGGAUGCCAAUUGAGCAAAUUAGAUGAGGUGUGCAUGUCAAAAGCUUGCACAUUCUAGGAGAUAAUUGCUGCUGCAUGAGGUCUUGGUUAUUUGCAUAAAGAGCCUGCAUGUUCACUAUCAAGAUGCAGUUCACAAUUUCUUCGGUUCUACACCUGCAGAGAGCGAGGGAGGUAAUAUUUUAUGUCUUCAUUGUGUAACUCACAGCAGAGAGGCAAGUUAAACUAUGAUUUCGUAAUAAUUGCUUCAGCUGUUAAAUAAUUUGAUGCUGUAGCUUCUUGUGGACCUCAUUGUUAGGUUGUUUCGAUGUCAACUCCAAUUUGUUACAAGAAUUGCAAAAGUGACGAUGCCAAUUUUGCAACUUAUUUUAGCUCUUUCUUUCA